Messenger RNA from Daucus carota subsp. sativus, 3212 nucleotides. Its product is annotated as pentatricopeptide repeat-containing protein At1g03540. NCBI's taxonomy places the organism in Eukaryota, Viridiplantae, Streptophyta, Magnoliopsida, Apiales, Apiaceae. Gene Ontology annotation, molecular function: protein binding. The record is from RefSeq and is a predicted model, not a curated record. The coding region runs from base 96 to 1976 and encodes 626 amino acids. The transcript is spliced from 7 exons.
UUAAAAUAAUCUAUCCCUUCUUUUUCCCAAACACAAAUCGAAUAAAUAGGUUCUGUAACUGAGUUUUUGUCGCUCAAUAACGAAGUUGAGCAUUCAUGAAGCUAUUCUGUAUCCAUACCCGUCACUACAGCUCUUACAUUUCUUUCAAUCUCAACCCGGCCAAAACCCCAUCAACAGCAACCCCAAGUGUAUCUGACCUGCUCUCACUCUGCAAAUCAGGUGAUCUUUUUGAUGCCCUUAAGCUUUUAAACUCGAUUGAUUCCAGAACUAUACUUGUUAAACCACUUGUAUAUGCUUCUAUAUUACAAACGUGUACUAAAGUUCAGUCCCUUAAACAUGGGUUGCAAUUACAUUGUCAUGUUAUUAAAUCAGGGCUUGAAACAGAUAGGUUUGUUGGGAAUAGUUUACUUGCUCUUUACUUUAAACUGGGUUCAAAUUUUGAUGAAACUAGGAGGGUUUUUGAUGGGCUUUAUGUUAAAGAUGUUGUUACUUGGACCUCGAUGAUUUCGGGGUAUAUUAAGGUGGGGAAAGCUAGAAAUUCACUUGAUUUGUAUUGGAGAAUGGUGGGGGAGGAUGUUGAGCCAAAUGGGUUUACUCUGUCUUCUGUGAUUAAGGCGUGUUCUGAACUCGGGGAGUUGAAUUUAGGUAGAGGGUUUCAUGGGGUGGUUUUUAGACGCGGGUUUGAUGGGAAUAAUGUAAUUGUCAGUGCGUUGAUCGAUAUGUAUGGGAAGAAUAAACAGGCAAGUUAUGCAAUUAGGUUGUUUGGUGAAAUGGUUGAACCGGAUUGUAUUUGCUGUACUUCAGUUAUUUCUGCAUGCACAAGAAGUGAUUUGUAUGAAAAGGCUUUAGGGUUUUUUUAUAUGACCCAAAGAAACUACCCGUUUGUCCCUGAUGAGUACACAUUCGGGUCUGUUUUGAUGGCUUGUGGUAAUUUGGGUAGAAUAAAGCAAGGUAAAGAAGUACACGCCAAGGUCAUUGUAGUCGGAGAGACUAAUAAUGUGGUUGUUGGGAGUAGUCUUGUAGACAUGUACGGGAAAUGUGGAUCGGUUACCAAUUCUCGACUUGUUUUUGAUAGGAUGACUAGAAACAAUGCGGUCACUUUGUCUGCUUUGCUCAAUGCUUACUGUCAAAAUGGUGAUUUUGAAAUUGUCAUAGAGCUUUUUAGGGAAAUGGAGGUUGAUCUCUAUAGCUUUGGAACUGUUCUUCGUUCUUGUGCUGGGUUGGCAGCUGUAAGACAAGCAAAAGAGGUUCAUUGCCAGUAUUUGAGGAGGGGUGGUUGGAGAGAUAUUGUAGUUGAAUCAGCUCUUGUUGAUGUAUAUUCGAAAUGUGGUUGCAUCGAUUUUGCGUACAGGAUAUUUAAGAAAAUGGUGUCUAGGAAUCUUGUGACUUGGAACUCGAUGAUUUGUGGCUUGGCUCAAAAUGGAAGAGGUAUAGAAACACUUAAAGCGUUAAAUGAAAUGAUCGAGGAGGGCACUACACCUGAUUACAUUACUUUUGUUGGAGUCCUUUUUGCUUGUAGCCAUGCAGGUUUAGUUCACAAAGGGCGAAAAAAUUUCAACCUAAUGACUGAAAAGUAUGGUAUUAAGGCUGGUGUGGAACAUUAUAAUUGCAUGGUCGAUCUCCUAGGGCGUGCAGGACAGAUAGAAGAGGCAGAAAGCUUGCUAAACAAAUCAGAUCUAAGUAACGAUUCUUCUCUUUGGGCAGCACUUCUCGGUGCUUGCGCCACUAGUAGAAAUUCCACAGCCGCUGAACGUAUUGCCAAGAAGAUGAUGGAAUUGGAACCAAACAACCAUUUGAGCUAUGUGCUACUAGCUAAUGUUUAUAGGGAUUCUGGUCGGUGGAGUGAUGCUGAUAAGAUUAGAAAGCUAAUGCAAGAUCGAGGUGUGAAGAAGAUAAUGCCUGGGAAGAGUUGGAUUGAUAUUCAGGGAAGCUUGAGUUUGUCUUCUGAUAAGGCCUAUGUGAAAUUCCCUGGAUAAGGUUCCAUGCAGAAAUUCUUGAUAAGAUACUAUAGUUAUAUUUGCAUGGGAUAAUUGUGUUCUUUAAUCAUGAUAAGUAUCAUCUCUUGACCAAUGGGGAAAGUUGGUAAUGUAUGGUGAAAUUAUCAUUUUUUAUUUCGACAUACCUACUUUGUGAUAAGAAUUUAAGCUUUUGGUUCAUUGUAGGCCCUGUGAUUGUGCUUCUUGGCAUGUCUACUUCAUGUUAGGUGUUCAGGAGGUUGUGACAGGCAUCUUUGUCGUGCCAUGAGUGCAAGAGAAUCUAUAGGACCAACUGAGUGCUACAAGUGAGGGUUCCUGUGCAUGUCCGAGCCCCGAGGAAGUCAGAGGAACAAACAUCAACAUAUUCUUACCAAGGAUUUAGGAUCGUGAAAGUGGACUUUUUCUAAAAGGUCGUGAUUGACAAUUAAGGGGAGCGAUAUAUAAUUUAUUGAGGUCUGGGAUGGUAGACAUAACAAACUAGGUCUGAUAACAUAUAUGCUCUAAAGGAAGGUUGGGGAUAUGAGAAAUAUAAACUUAUGCAGUUGGGUGCCAGUUCAUACUCUUUGCAAACAUGGAGAGACGUACAUAUCCUCGAGCUCCUGCAAAAUGUUUUUUUAAUUGCACAGGUAUAUGGCAUCAAGAAUCAACUAAGGCGUUUGUAGAAAGAUGAGUGGGAAAAAUUAAAGGAAAUGGACAGAUUUUGAAGAUGAAAAGCUAGUUGAAGUUUUAAUCAACUUUCCGGGCCUCCGGGGUUUGGAUGGAACUCGGAAGACCAUGUUGGUAAGGCACCAAGAGAUAUCUUGUGUCCUUGCAUCUUCAGUGUUUUUGAAUCCAAUUGCUGUGACUGCAUUUUAGUUGAAGAAAAAAGGCUGUACAUCAUGGCAGCAGUUAGUAAUCCUGCAAUACUUGACUACAAUCUGGUUCAUCCAGAGCAGCUAAAUGUCAGAGUACUGCUAUGCAAUGGUUCUAAGAACUCUCUAUUUUCUUUACAGAAGAUGGAGCAACCGGGAAUCUGGCUAAAAAUCUUGUUGAUGUUGUAGAACUUAAUACGGAAGCUGCUAUUUAAAUGUCCCUGCAGGAGGACAUGCAACCAAGCACACAUCGAGACUGAGUCAACAAGCAAGAAAAUUAAAGAGAAACAUACAUUCUUUGUUGGAGGCUGUCUUUGCUUUCAGACAGAAUUGCUAUUUAAUUUGAGGCUUCCACGAAGUUGCUCAUUGCAUAAGAAGAUAUGAG